Molecule: messenger RNA, 862 nt
Organism: Arachis ipaensis
Lineage: Eukaryota; Viridiplantae; Streptophyta; Magnoliopsida; Fabales; Fabaceae
Product: organelle RRM domain-containing protein 6, chloroplastic
Molecular function (GO): RNA binding
Source: RefSeq, a predicted model, not a curated record
UACUAACACUUACGCAUUUAUGACUUUCUCAUAUAGAAUCUAUUCUUAACUUGUCGAGCCAAAAAUACGGUGGAAACCCGAAAAUAGUAUUCAUUUUUGUGGCAAACUUGGAAGCACUGGAAACUGAAAAGUAGAGAUGGCUCAAAGAAUAGGGACGAAGUUGUUCGUGAGCAGAUUAUCGUUUUACACUACCAAAGACCAGUUGAAGAACUUGUUUUCUCCUUUCGGACAAGUUACCGAAGUGAAUCUGGUGAUGGAUUCCAGAACUGGAAGGACCAAAGGAUUUGGUUUUGUUUCCUACCAAUCUGAAAACGAAGCACUCAAGGCUAUCAAAGCCAUGAAUGGCCGGAUAAUUGCAGGAAGGAUUAUUUUCGUUGAACCAGCUAAAGACACUAGAUGAUCGUGGGAUGUUAGAGGCUUGUAUAAAUUUUCCAUUAUAUAUUAGUUUGAUAAUCCUUUUGCAUCAGAUAGCUUUCAGGUGUUGAGUCAAACUUUUUUCUCGAGAAUAUGUGAAUUUUCUAAUUCAAAUACCAUAAUACGCAAAAUGGAGCUAAUUAUUCAAAAUGUGCUUUGGCGGAAACAUAAAACCACGAAGCAUUUUCAACCCUUUAAGCUAAAAGACAGCAAGCCGCGAAAAUAUUAACAUUAUGCGCUGGAAAAGAAAAAGAAAUAUGGCAAACUAAUAAACUUGGAUGUUCUCUAUUGAUUGGCUAAAAAUGCUAAAACAUAAGACACAAACAUAACAAUUACAUAAAUGUUGUUCCAAAAUCCAAACCCAUCACGAUCUUUCACGUUACAAGUUAUAUAUUAAGGAUCUAACACGCACAUAUUGACACUAAACACCCAAAUCAAGCUUUCUUCG